AUGAACUCAACCAGACGUCAGGACAGCUUUAACGAUGCUUUCACAAAGAACUUCAUCACCUUUGCUUUCGGCUUUAUCAUCAACUCCAUCAAUGGAGCUUUCGUCUACACCUACUUUAAGAGCCAGGUCUUCCAGCGAGACCCCAGGUAUGUGCUCUACAUCCAUCUGGUGAUCAACGACAUGAUUAUGCUCACCGUUUCUGUGGCACUGCAAAUCAUGACCUACACCAUCCCCCUGCGUUUUGCACCCUGCUGCAUCAUGUUGCUCAUCUUAGUCACUACCAACAAGAACAGCCCUCUGAACCUCGCUGGCAUGGCAGUGGAGCGUUACAUCGCUGUUUGUCGACCUCUUCGUCACGUCCAGAUCUGCACCGUGCAGCGAGCCUACGCUCUGAUUGCACUGAUCUGGGGCAUCUCCAUCAUCCCUGCCUUCACAGACAUCAUCAUCAUCCUCGCCACCAAGCCCCUCUCUGUCUUCUCAAGCAGUGUCAUCUGUUACCCUACUUAUAUCUACAACACACCGUACCACAAGACACAAAGUACAGUUGUCCAGGUCCUUCUGUUUUCCUUCGUCUUCCUGACUGUGAUCGUCACCUACCUGAAGGUCCUCUGCGCUGCUCGGGCAGUUUCUGGCUCCAACCAGGCUUCAGCCAGAAACGCCCGCAACACCAUCCUGCUGCAUGGAGUCCAGCUCCUCAUCUGCAUGUUGUCAUACAUCUCUCCCUUCCUCAACCUCAUUUUAGUCACCACUUGGCCCCAGGAACGCACCAAGAUCUUCUUCAGCUGCUUCCUGUUUACCAAUGUGCUUCCUCGUCUGCUCAGCCCGCUCAUCUACGGCGUCAGAGACAAGAAGUUCAGCAGCCACAUCAGGCUGCACUUCUGCUGUAAAUGCUGCAACUCUGUAGGAAAGAGGGUGAAAUGA
Thunnus maccoyii (southern bluefin tuna) is the source of this 921-nucleotide messenger RNA. RefSeq names its product odorant receptor 131-2-like. Gene Ontology annotation, cellular component: membrane. The coding region runs from base 1 to 921 and encodes 306 amino acids. Lineage: Eukaryota; Metazoa; Chordata; Actinopteri; Scombriformes; Scombridae. The transcript is spliced from 4 exons. Gene Ontology annotation, molecular function: G protein-coupled receptor activity. Gene Ontology annotation, biological process: G protein-coupled receptor signaling pathway. The record is from RefSeq and is a predicted model, not a curated record.